Messenger RNA from Phymastichus coffea, 2471 nucleotides. It is a transcript of the gene Taf7, whose product is annotated as transmembrane protein 43 homolog. Gene Ontology annotation, cellular component: nuclear inner membrane; transcription factor TFIID complex. Gene Ontology annotation, molecular function: RNA polymerase II general transcription initiation factor activity. The record is from RefSeq and is a predicted model, not a curated record. Gene Ontology annotation, biological process: nuclear membrane organization; RNA polymerase II preinitiation complex assembly; transcription initiation at RNA polymerase II promoter. The transcript is spliced from 9 exons. The coding region runs from base 233 to 2200 and encodes 655 amino acids. Lineage: Eukaryota; Metazoa; Arthropoda; Insecta; Hymenoptera; Eulophidae.
AGCAAAAACAUUCGGAUGUUGAGUUGUUUUAUGCUUAGGGCUGUAUUAUAAAAAAUCUAGAUUCCAAUUUAGUGUUUUGUUUUUGUAGUUUGUAAUUAAUGUAAAUUUUGUUAAUUGAUUUAUUGAUUUUGUGUAUUGUUGAAGCCAGUGCUAUAGUGACGUUCUCAAAAGGUGUUUGUGAUACUUGAUUUGAAUUAGAUGUAAAUUAAAUCAAUUGCGAGGUAAAUUGACAAUGCACAAAAACAAUCAUAAUGAUUAUGGAAGCGGCAAAGAGGCACCCGUUGAAUUGGAAAGUCAGUUUAUUAUGCGCUUGCCUCCUGACCCUGCAAAAGUUCUGAGGGAGACAUUACGUAAUGGCUUAUCACUGAAAGAUCGGCUGACCAUAAAGUUAGAGAAUGAUAUGCGCUAUGGAGAAGUUAGGAUUGAUAACACUUUACUACAUGCUAGGGUAUUUGACUUGCCAACAAUUGUUGAGUCACUGAAAACAAUAGACAAUAAAAGUUUUUAUAAAACUGCAGAUAUUUGUCAACUGCUUUUAUGUAAAGAAGAAGAUGAUCAAACUACUACAGAUGAAGAUUCCCCAUUGAAGCAGAAAAAGAAGGAUCCAAUUAAAGUUGAUAAGAAGUACCUUUGGCCACAUGGUAUAACACCACCAACAAAAAAUGUCAGAAAGAAGAGGUUCAGGAAAACACUCAAAAAAAAGUAUGUAGAGGCACCAGAGAUAGAAAAGGAAGUAAAGCGAUUAUUGAGAGUCGAUAAUGAAGCUGUAAAUGUAAAAUGGGAAGUAAUUUGUGAAGAUGAGGAUGUAACAAAGCCAAAUAUUGUAUCGUCAAGUGGGACUGUUAAAGGCAAGAUGGAACCUAUUAAUGAAACUUCACAAAGUGUUGAUGUUGCUGAGCAUGAUAUAUUUGGAGAAGCUGUUAGUGAUAGUGAAGAAGAUGAUGAAGAAACACAAAUUAACGUAAUGGACUUGGAUGAAAGCAGUCGCUUGUCUGUAGAUAGUAGGGUUUCUGAUUCCAAUUCAAUGCAAGUGAAGUAUUCUGGACAAUUAUCAGGUGUACCAUCAACUAGCGCUUCAGUUAUGGAACAGUUUAAAGAAUCUUGGCUUACUGCGAUAAUCGGAUUAAUAUUAUUGGCUACAGGAAUGUACUUGUUUGUUUGGAAUGAGGGUAGAGCUGUGAAAAUGGCAUAUUCUUUGGAUGAAGCAUUGAAUAAUAUUGCUGUUAUUCAAAAUACUAUGAAGCCUAUACCCGAGUUCGAAAAUAGAUUAAUUUACAUUUCUGGACCACUGAAAGUAUCUGAACCACUGACUGAGCCUGAUUAUGGAGUGAUUGUGGCUUGUGUGAAGUUAAAGAGAAGAGCUCAAAUGUAUCAGUGGGUAGAGAUUGAAGAAGACAGAAGUUACCCUGGAUCUUUAGAGGAAGAUAAACAUUAUUAUUAUACCACUGAAUGGAAAGACAAAUUGAUUGAUUCUAAUGACUUCUACAUUAAAUUUGGUCAUGAAAAUCCAACUGAAAUGCCAGUCAAGAGCCAAACUCAAAUAUCAGAAGAUGUACGAAUAGGUGACUUUGCUUUAGGUAUGGAGUUGAAAAAAAAGUUCAAUGAUUUUGUAGAAGUCACAAGUGAUGAGAGACCAGAACGUCGAGAUAUUAAAAUGCAUUCAGGUCUCUAUUACCAUAAUUCUGAUCUUUGGGAUCCAAAAGUAGGUGACGUAAGAGUGCAGGUAUCUUAUGCAGGGAAAGGGGGAGAUAUUUAUACAGUAGUUGGAAAAUUAGUGAAUGGCGAAAUUGAGCCUUAUAUUACAACUCAUGGACAAGCUAUUCUUCUUUUGAGGAAACAUUCAGUUUCUGUUGAUCAAAUGUUUCAUCUUGAACAUGUUGACAAUUAUUGGAGAACUUGGACAAUUAGAGCAUUGGGUUGGCUAGUAAUGUUUCUGGCAGCAACCUGCUUGGCUAACAUACUGAAAACUAUUAUUCUGAACUCAAAUAUUUUAUGUGGAAUAAUAGCAAUAGAAUCUCUCACGAUGUCUGUGUCUAUGUCAAUUAGCCUUCUGAUCAUUGGUUUUGCAUGGGUUUGGUAUCGGCCAGUUGUUGGUUUAGGAUUGGCCUUAGCAUCAAUUUUACCAUUUAUUUACUCUACUAUGGGCUCCAAUUCAUCAGCAAAUCCUGGACAGCAGCAACGAGAUUACAGAAGACUUUAGUAUACAUAGACUUAUUCAAAACAGUACCUUACUUAAGAUCGAGAAACAUACAUUUUUCUAAACAUUAUCGCAUCAUUUGUUUAUAGAUAUUUUGUUAGAUAUUUGUUUUGAAUUUCUAUAUCGAAUUUUGAUACCAUCUAUUAAAUAUUGCACAUCAAGAUUAUCUAAACACACCAAUUAAAUAUUCAAUUUAUAUAAUUUUUUAUAAACAAUUUUCCAUUGUACAAUAUUUAAAAUGCAAUAAAAUAUUGAAACAAAUGUAUUGGAAAAC